AUAAAAAAAAAAAAAAAAGAGGGUGACAAAUGUGGUAGGUAGGUAGGUAGUCCAGCAGAUAUAGAGCUCGCAAUUACUCUCGGCGCGACAUGGUCGCAAAAAGCCGAUGAAUUUCCCACGGAAUCCAGCGGGAUUUCUCACUUACACCUAAAGCGACAAAUCCCACUCCCAAGAACUCACAAGAAUAAACACAAUCCCCCUUCCCAGCCUGCAUCACCAACGACUUCCAAAUCAGCUUGGAGCUUCUUCUUCCCCUUUGAACCAGCAGCCAUCAUUCAUUGUAACUCGUGCGCUUAUAGCAAAAAACCGGACUUUUGAGAAUUGGGGCAUUAAAAAACCAACAUCCCUUCCCCUCCCACCUUUCCCCCGUCUGUGGCCCCCGCAAAACGGCCGAGCAAAACGAACAACAUCCGCAGCGGGGUUUCUUCCCACAGGAUUCACGCCAAAGUGAUCGCCAAUUUACUUGUACUUUAAUCGCGUGUUCAUGCAUCUUUGUUGCAAUUAGCAUUCCUUCCAACUUCUUGACCAUCACAUGCUUCUGCGCUUUAUAUACCUCAUCGCACACAUCGUUCCCCGUUACCCUCAACAAUUGCUUUGUAAAGAGCUUCAUCGUCUUCUGAUUUUAAUCAAUUCUUUCACCUAUUCUGUCGUCCGUAUCGGCGCAUCGCACGUCGUCUGUGUUCUGUUUGUGACUCCGGAGCUGCCUGCAUACGUCAUAGAGGGCAGCGCAAAAGAAACCCCUGAUCUUCAUCUCUCCGAAACACCACUGCGGGGUAUCAAGAACAGCCUCGCAUACCUACCUUACCUUGUCUAUCUCUAUACCCAAGCCUCGCAUCGUGGCGCCUUUUACUCUCUUCUCGUCGUCCUCGUUGUCGUCGUAUCGAGACCGCUUCAAACAAUCACAAAACACAAACACAGACAGACAGACAGACAGACAGACAAAGAGAGAAAGAGAUUCAGAGAGAGGAAAAGCUUCGCCCAACAUGUCCGGCCCCGUCCCAACCGCCACGUCCCUGGCCGACAUCUACCCGCCGUCGGCCCUCGCCGCAGAGGCCCCGAGAUGGAACGCCCUGCUGGCCAAGUUCCAGACUGAGUUCGGCCGCCCGGCGCGCUUCGUCUCGCGCUCCCCCGGCCGCGUCAACAUCAUCGGCGAGCACAUCGACUACUCGCUCUACUCGGUCCUGCCCAUGGCCAUCACCGCCGACGCCCUCAUCGCCGUCGCCACCAAGCCCGCCGCCCCGGACGCCGCCGCCUUCACCAUCCGCGUGCGCAACGUCCAGGGCGCAAAGUUCCCCCCGGCCGACUUCGACGUGCCCUUUGGCGCCGACGUCGACAUCGACUCCACAAAGUUCGAGUGGACAAACUACUUCAAGAGCGGCCUCCGCGGCGCCCUCGGCCUCCUCUACAAGAAAAGGGGCCCCGACUUCCGCCCCUGCGACAUGGACGUGCUCAUGGACGGCAACGUCCCCGUCGGCGGCGGCCUGAGCUCCAGCGCCGCCUUUGUCACCGCCAGCGCCCUGGCCGUCAUGGCCGCCAACGGCGAGAGCGCCGUCGACAAGAAGGAGCUGACCGAGCUCGCCAUCGUCAGCGAGCGCGCGGUGGGCGUCAACUCCGGAGGCAUGGACCAGGCUGCUUCCGUCUUCUCGGAACAGGGAUCCGCCACAUUCGUGUCCUUCACCCCCAGCCUGUCUGCCCGGCCCGUCAAGUUCCCCCCAACAAGGCCCGAGCUGUGCUUUGUGAUCGCGCAAUCAUUCGUCACCUCCAACAAGCAUGUCACUGGACCCAUCCACUACAACCUCCGUGUCGUAGAGGUUAGCUUUGCGGCUGCUUACCUCCAUGCCAAGCUCAACCCACCCGGCACGGAGCUGCCACAGGACGCAGGCCCCCUUGGCAUCAGCCUUCAGGGGUUCCACGAUGCCUUCUUCUACCACAACGGCGGGUCAGACUACGCUGCCGCCAAGAGCCUCACCAAGGAGGAGGAGCUGCGCCGGCUGAUAGACAUCACCAAGGACACGCUGACCCGCGAGGACGGCUACACGCGGGAGGAAAUCGCCUCCGUCCUCCAAAUGUCCGUGCCGGAGCUAGAGCAGCGCUUCAUGUCCAGAUUCCCCGUCCGCGCCGACCGCUUCAAGCUCAGGCAGCGAGCCCUACACGUCUUCACCGAGGCGCUACGCGUCGUCCAGUUCCUCGCCCUGCUCGAGGGGCCCCUCCACACGGGACGGACAGACACCACCCAGUUCAACCAGGAGCUGGGCAGGCUCAUGAACGAGACCCAGGACUCGUGCAGGGACCUGUACGAGUGCAGCUGCCCCGAGCUAGACGAGAUAUGUCGCAUCUCACGUGGCGCAGGGGCUUAUAGCAGCAGGCUGACGGGAGCUGGGUGGGGAGGAUGCAGCGUCCACCUUGUGCCGGCCGACAAGGUGCAGGCCGUCAAGGAGGCGCUGGAGCAGCAGUACUAUUCCAAGCUGGACCUGACCGACGAGCAGAAGGAGCAGGCCGUGGUCGUGAGCCGGCCCGGUCGAGGGAGCGCCGUCUUUAUAGUUGAGGGAGGCCAACUAAGUUGA
Molecule: messenger RNA, 2564 nt
Organism: Trichoderma reesei QM6a
Lineage: Eukaryota; Fungi; Ascomycota; Sordariomycetes; Hypocreales; Hypocreaceae
Gene: gal1
Product: galactokinase
Exons: 2
Coding region: 984-2564 (526 amino acids)
Biological process (GO): carbohydrate phosphorylation; galactose metabolic process
Cellular component (GO): cytosol; cytoplasm
Molecular function (GO): ATP binding; galactokinase activity
Source: RefSeq, a predicted model, not a curated record